Messenger RNA from Bubalus bubalis (water buffalo), 4288 nucleotides. RefSeq names its product G protein-coupled receptor 68 (gene GPR68). Gene Ontology annotation, cellular component: membrane. Lineage: Eukaryota; Metazoa; Chordata; Mammalia; Artiodactyla; Bovidae. Gene Ontology annotation, molecular function: G protein-coupled receptor activity. The transcript is spliced from 2 exons. The record is from RefSeq and is a predicted model, not a curated record. Gene Ontology annotation, biological process: cellular response to pH; G protein-coupled receptor signaling pathway. Bases 1078 to 2193 code for a protein of 371 amino acids.
GGGAUUCUCCAGGCAAGAACACUGGAGUGGGUUGCCAUUUCCUUCUCCAAAAAUGGGGAUAAUAAGAAUAAAUAAGAGUAUCUAUCUCAUAGAGCAGUGAGAAUCCAAUGAGUUCAUGCAUUUAAGUAUUUACAGCGGUGUUGGCACCCAGUAAGUAUUAAUACUCAAAAGCCCAGAGUUAUGACUAUUAAUGUUUUUGUCUGGAAGCUUGUAGGGCAAAGGGCCCUGAAACCUCCUUGCAUUCUCAACAAAACCAAUAGGAGGUCCUCUGAGCUGUCCCUGGCCACCCCUCCUGCAGGCACACUCAGGCGGUCUAAGGCACCAGUGUAGGGAUCCACCAGACAGCAAACCUAAGGGCAGACCGCCCCCAACCCAUCGACCCCUCUAUCUGGGCCUCAUUUCUGAGGUCCCUGCGCGGUGGAGAGAGGCCUUGACAGCCAGGGGACCCUGAAUCUACUGGAUGGCUACUGAUGUCAUGGUGCUGGGGACACAGAGGUGAACAGCACAGAAAGGUCGUUUCAGGGACUCUCCUUACCUAGGGAUUCCUGAUGUGGCUGGAGAAGAACCCUCGAGCUUUUACAGCCGGGCCCAGGGUGGGUGAGCCCCCCGCUAGCCGCUCGGGAGGCUGUCCCCGGGGGCAGGAUAGUGAGGGCGGGAGAGAGCUGAGCCUCCAGGACGGGUCUGCGCGACCGACCGCGGCUCUUCCCGGCCGGCGCCAAGCCUGUGGUCGCAGAGAAAGGCAGGGAGCUGGGGUCAGGCUGGGUGUGCCCGACGGGGGCGAGAGGAGGGGCUGGGGGAGGGGCAUAGGGGCACGCUGUGGCUCCAAAUUCGAGGAGGAGGAGAGUCUGGCCGGGAAGCAGGACGCCGGCUUCCCGCGACCACCCCCAUCAGCAGCCGCCGACGCAGUGUCCACCCCGCUGGCGGCGCGCCGACUGUAAGAGGGACGCGGGUGACUGCCCCCCGGCCUCUCGCAGCGCAGGGGCUUACGCAUCACCAGUGAGGCCAAGCCUUCACUGCAGCUUGAACCACAUCCUAGAAACAAGAUGGCCACAGAGAGACUGGCGUAUUCCUGAGCAUAUGGGGGGUGAGGCCCCAGCAGGCCCGAAGAUGGGGAACGUCACGGCAGACAACGCCUCGAUGAACUGUGACAUUGACCACACCAUCCACCAGACGCUGGCCCCGGUGGUCUACGUCAUGGUGCUGGUGGUGGGCUUUCCGGCCAACUGCCUGUCCCUCUACUACGGCUACCUGCAGAUCAAGGCCCGGAACGAGCUGGGCGUGUACCUGUGCAACCUGACAGUGGCCGACCUCUUCUACAUCUGCUCCCUCCCCUUCUGGCUGCAGUACGUGCUGCAGCACGACCACUGGUCCCACGACGACCUGUCCUGCCAGGUGUGCGGGAUCCUGCUCUACGAGAACAUCUACAUCAGCGUGGGCUUCCUCUGCUGUAUCUCCAUCGACCGCUACCUGGCCGUGGCCCACCCCUUCCGCUUCCACCAGUUCCGCACCUUGAAGGCCGCCAUGGGCGUCAGUGCGCUCAUCUGGGCCAAGGAGCUGCUGACCAGCAUCUACUUCCUCAUGCACGAGGAGGUGGUGGAAGACGCCGACCGGCACCGCGUCUGCUUCGAGCAUUAUCCGCUCCAGCCGCGCCAGCGCGGCAUCAACUACUACCGCUUCCUGGUGGGCUUCCUCUUCCCCAUCUGCCUGCUGCUGGCCUCCUACCGGGGCAUCCUGCGGGCCGUGCGCCGCAGCCACGGGACCCAGAAGAGCCGCAAGGACCAGAUCCAGCGGCUAGUGCUCAGCACCGUGGUCAUCUUCCUGGCCUGCUUCCUGCCCUACCACGCGCUGCUGCUGGUGCGCAGUCUCUGGGAGUCCAGCUGCGACUUCGCCAAGGGCAUCUUCAAUGCCUACCACUUCUCCCUGCUCCUCACCAGCUUCAACUGCGUGGCCGACCCCGUGCUCUACUGCUUCGUCAGCGAGACCACGCACAGGGACCUGGCCCGCCUCCGCGGGGCCUGCCUGGCCUUCCUCACCUGCGCCAGGACCGGCCGAGCCCGGGAGGCCUACCCGCUGGGCGCCCCCGAGGCCUCCGGGAAAAGCGAGGAUCCCGAGGUCCUGACAAGGCUCCACCCGGCCUUCCAGACCCCCCACCCACCUGGAGUGGGAGGGUCUCCCCCAGGUGGGCUGUCCUAGCCGGGUCACCCCAUCACCCACGUGCGGGACGAGGCGAGGCCUGAGCCUGCUCCAUGGCUGCUGCCCUUUUGGCCAAGGCAGCUGCCUCUUGCUGCUGGAGGGGACAGUGGGUGGGGCCGUGGGCCCCUAGGUCUGGGCCAUAACACAACCUCUCUGGUUUCCAGGGAGCCUGGUGUGACUGCCAAGUCCAACAGGGCUGCUAGCUGAAUGUGGAGAUAAGCCCCGAAAGCAUGUGGGGGGUCAUCUGCCAUCGGCUGGGCUGCUGGUGGGAAGAAGACUCACCUCCAGGAGGUUUUCAGAGAAGCUCGUGGGGGGACAGAGUGUGAGGACGUGGAGAGAGGGGCCUGGGAGAGGAGGCAGGUACCCAGGUGCUCACCUGCCGGGGCCUUCCAAUGCCAGAGGUGACCCUUGUCCAAAUGUACUGGUGUUACCUGAGAAGAUGAUGCAGGAAGGUGUGUUUCAUCCUUACCACUUGAGCCCCACCCCGUGGAGGUUGGAUGGGGAGAGGGAAUGUGGGGAGGGGUUGAGGCCCUGAGAGUGUGUGUGGCAGGGACAGUGGGGGAGGGACAAGCAGAGGAGAGACCCCAGAUCCAGGCAACUCACAGUUUUCACCGGCAGGGAGAUUUGAGCGGAUUCUCCAAGCCCCAGCUCUAAUGCACAGCAAAUCCUAGAGCUCCAUGGGGCUCUGGCGGGUGAUGUCUAUGAUCCUUUAAAGUCAGCACUGAAGUUCAAGUGUCAGGUCAGAGGCCUAAAGCAGUGUGUUCAACCGACAGAUCCCUCCCAAUUCAACUUCUGUUGCUAUCUGCCCCAAAGUAUACAAGACCCAGAAGUCUGGGGCUCUGUAUGUGUAUGUGUGCCUGUGGUUAAAAUGCCAGGGUCUCCGUGACUGCUCUGGUCCAAGACACCGAGGCUAACUAAGGUCAUAGGACUGCUGAUAUGUUUGCCACAUACACAGACGAGUGCCUGGCAGUCUUUGAGAAGAGCGUGACAUUCACCCCAAGGUCUUAGAUGCAGCAAAACAAAUACAAGAGAUGAAUUCUCUGGCAUCUUUCAGCCCAAAGGGUGGGGUGAAGCUCCACUGUGGUUUAAGUAGCCCCUGUGACAAAGAGAGGAAAAGACCCUGGGCUUGUCUUGCCUCCUUGGUCCUCCAUCUCCACUCCUCUGCCCAAGUGUUCCCCCUCACCCACCUGGAGAGUGACGGGAUGGCCCACUGGCUACAUGUUGUCUCUUGUUCCGUCCUAGAAGACUGGUUACAGGGCUCAUCUCUCCUGAAGCUUCCCACCCAGUCAUGUUAAGCUUCUGCCUGGGGAAUACACCAAGGACCAGAAGAGCGUCUUGCUACUCCAGGGACCUGCCCACCUUUCAGAAAUGCUAGCCCUUUAGAUUUCCUGGAGUGGACCGGCACCAGUUCUGACUUCCCUCAGAGACCUGGAAUCUGAGCUCUUACAGCCAAGGAUCUUGGUGGGCUCAAGCCUGGGGAGGGACCAGGGAUGGGAAGAUAGAAGCUGGUAUCAGUGGGACAUUUCUGGAAUCUGCUGAAGAGGGACCACAGAGAACAUCUUCAGUCUCUCCUUGUGUCUGUCUUACCCUCUCCCAGAGAUAGAUCCACCCCAAGUUUCUUAACCCUCUCUUCAGAGGCAUCCAGAGGCCGAUAGCCUAGGCUGGAUGUGCCCUAAGGAAGUGGGAUUCCAAGUCUAUACUUGAUUCUGACUGUGUGUAAUCCCUGCCCCAGCUCCUUCUGUAGGGUCUUCCAUAACCUGGGGAGGUUCUCUUCCCCUUCAUAGAGGAGGAAGUGACCAGGUCUGAAGGUGGAAAAAAUGAACAUACAGCCAAGAAAAACCCAGGAUCUUACAGAGGCAAUGGCACUGGCUGAGGCCUCCAUACCUCCUCAUUUCAAAUUCCCUCCUAUUUUGAUCUUAAACAUGGGCAUUCCCACUGGGAUAAACUGGCAUGAGCUGAAGGCAGUUUCAUUUAUUAUCAAGAGUUGUAUUUUUGUAUUGUCCUUUCUUUUAUGCCAAGUAUACGUGUGUUGGACCAUGCAGUGGAUUUAUGUAGCAAACUUGAGUCUGCAAAUAAAGCAACCUAACCAGCCACA